GAGAGAGUGUGUCGUGGACGCGCCGGCCUGCGUGCUCGCGCGCGUGUGUGUGUGUCGGAGGAAGAGGUGGUGUGUAUGUGGGAGCAGGACCAAAGACUCUGCAGUGUCUUGGCAGCUGCAUUUACACUGUAGUGCAUCUCCCACCGCCCGUGAUGCCUUCACGGCCAAAGAUCUUCCUCCUCCCCCGCGUCCACUUGUGAAGACGCGGAGAUGAACUCGCCCGCAAACUGAGCCGGACACCCGGACCUCGUCCCCUCCUCCUCCUCCUUGCUCGCUUCCUCCCUUUUGCUUCUUCCUCGCAUCCCCUCACCCAGCCGUCACUUGAAUGGAAGAUGGCGAGGGGCGAGAGGCGUUUCAGCGACGUGCGCUUGGUAUCUCUGCAGAUCAUCUUGAUGCUCGGCGGCGCGGCGUGGCCUGGUUCCGAGGGACUCACCUUCCCACAGCAGUACACGAUAAUUCACUGGGCGAGGCGCAUCGAGCAGGAGAUUGACAGAGUCUUUCAGCACAUCAGUGGAGCUCAGCAGCUGAAAGGGAUAUACAAUGAAGAAAGAAGACGCUUUAGUCUGGUAAAGAAUCAGCCUCGAAAGAUAGUGGAGAAGGUGGCUUCAGAUAUCGAGAAACUUCUGGCUAAGAAGCGCAAAGCUCUCGAAAGGUUAGCCAGUGAGGCUGAACGGCUCCAGCUAGAGCAUCCCUGGCAGGAUGGCAUCAAGGAGCUGGACAUGGCUUAUUAUGACUCAAAGGCAGAGUUGGAUCAUUAUUCCAUGGACGGAGAGACUGAAGUGGAAAAUCCUUCCCACAUCAAACUGGAGUUUGUGUACGACCCCAAUUUCAAAAACAAUGUCAACUAUUCCUACACAGCUGUUCAGAUUCCCACAGACAUUUAUAAAGGAGCGCCAGUCAUUCUGAAUGAGCUCAACUGGACCCAGGCACUGGAGAAAGUGUUCAUGGAGAACAGUCGCGAGGAUCCGUCACUACUGUGGCAAGCGUUCGGGAGCGCCACCGGGGUGACGCGUUACUACCCUGCCACCCCAUGGAAAGCCCCUGAUAAAAUUGACCUGUAUGAUGUCAGGAGGAGACCCUGGUACAUCCAAGGUGCUUCCUCCCCCAAAGAUAUGGUCAUUCUCGUCGAUGUGAGCGGCAGUGUCAGUGGACUCACACUUAAACUGAUCAAGGCGUCAGUGAUGGAGAUGCUGGACACGCUGUCUGAUGAUGACUACGUCAACGUGGCCCGGUUCAGCGACAAGGCAGAGGCAGUGGUUCCUUGCUUCAAACAUCUCGUCCAGGCCAACGUGCGCAACAAGAAGAUCUUUAAAGAAGCAGUGCAGCAGAUGCAGGCCAAGGGCACCACUGAAUACAAAUCUGGAUUUCAUUUUGCCUUCAAUCAGCUGUUAAAUAAAACAAAUGUCCCACGGGCCAACUGCAAUAAAAUCAUCAUGCUUUUCACCGAUGGAGGCGAGGACCGAGCUCAAGAUGUCUUCAUGCAGUACAAUUGGCCCAACAAAACGGUUCGAGUAUUCACCUUUUCAGUGGGCCAGCACAACUAUGAUGUCACACCCUUACAGUGGAUCGCAUGCACCAAUAAAGGUUACUAUUUUGAGAUCCGUUCCCUGUGCGCCAUAAGGAUUAACACGCAGGAGUACCUGGAUGUGUUGGGACGCCCCAUGGUUCUUGCAGGCGACGAGGCCAAGCAGGUCCAGUGGACCAAUGUGUAUCAGGAUGCUUUGGGUCUUGGGAUGGUAGUAACUGGGACUUUGCCUGUAUUUAAUCUCACUAUGAAUGGCAAACUACAGAACCAGCUGAUUUUAGGCGUCAUGGGAGUGGACGUGCAUCUCGAUGAGAUUAAGCGCCUGACGCCACAAUACAGUCUCGGGGCCAACGGUUACAUAUUUGCAAUUGACCCAAAUGGAUAUCUUCUUCUUCAUCCCAAUCUACAGCCCAAGCUGGUGCAUCUCCCAGAACCUGUGACACUGGACUUCUUGGAUGCAGAAGUGGAGGACAGCAAUAAAGAGGAGAUCCGGCGACAGAUGAUUGACGGACGACCAGGUGACAUGCAGAUCAAAACUAUCGUGCAGUCAGUUGAUGAGCAAUACAUUGAUGAGGUGUACAGAGGUUACACAUGGACUCCUGUCAAUGGCACAGAUUACAGUCUGGGGCUGGUGCUACCUCCCUACAAUGAGUACUACAUUCAGGCAGACCUCAGUGAUGUGAUGCUUCAGCUUCAGUACAUGCAGUCAUUAUUGCCAAGCUCCUUUGAAUCUUCGGGACACGUCUUUCUCGCGCCAAGAGAAUACUGCACGCGUCUGCAGCUUUCGGACAACAACACGCAAUUUUUGCAGAACUUCCUCUCCCUCAUGCUGGAAAUAUCUCCUGAAUCAGAUGAGUGUGACCAAGGGCUCAUACACAACCUGAUACUGGACUCGAGGAUUAUCGGACAGCUAGCCUCGCGCGUUUGGAAGAACAAGGAUCUUAAUUCGUACGGCUUCUUGGCUGUGUUUGCAUCCACCGAUGGAGGCAUAACACGAGUGUUCCCCAAUUUAGCUGCAGAGUUGUGGGAUGAGGACCCUGAACCCUUCAAUUCAAACUACUACCGAAGGAGCCUUGACAACAAAGGUUACCUGUUCCGAGCUCUGCCUAGAGAAUCUUUGGAUGACAUGUUAGGACCAGAAAAUGGCACAGUUGGAAUCCUGGUUAGUUCAGCUGUGGAGGUGAAUUUAGGAGGCAAGCUUCUCAAACCUGCAGUGGUGGGAGUGAAGCUGGAUCUGGAAGCGUGGGUGGACAAGUUCAAGAUCCUGGCCAGCAACGUGUCAGACAGCCGACAAGGCUCACACAAGUGCGGACCAUCCAGGAGCUGCGAGAUGGACUGUGAGGUCAACACCGACGACCUCCUCUGCUACCUCAUUGAUGAUGGUGGCUUCCUGGUUAUGUCCAAUCAAAGAGAUCACUGGAAAAAGAUCGGACUCUUUUUCGGAGAUGUGGACCCAUACUUGAUGCACGCCCUCUACAACAACUCCAUCUUCAACCGACGACAGAAUUUUCACUUCCAGUCAGCAUGCGAGCCAGUCAGCAGCAGCCACACUGGUGCAGCGCCGAGACGCUUCUUUGUGCCGUCCAUCGCCGACAUCCUCAGCUUGGCUUGGUGGACGUCCACGGUGGCCUGGUCUUUGAUUCAGCAGCUACUGUAUGGACUGGUACACAUCAGCUGGCUCCAACAAGAUGACAUCUUCGUAGAAGGCUUUGAAAUCAAGACGAGCAGCUGUGUGACCAUCCAAAGCCAGUUCUUCUUCAGCAACACCACCAACUCGUACAACGUGCUGCAGGACUGCGGCAACUGCUCGCGGCUCUUCCACACCAAGCGGAUAGAAAACACCAACCUCCUCUUUGUGGUCGCCGAGACGCUCCCCUGCAGCUCCUGUGAGAUAGAGAGGCUGAGCCAAGUCAGGACGGAGUUCCAGGAAGAAAAUCCUUGUGAGGUACUGAGCAACGCACGAUAUCGGAGAGGUCCGACAACCUGCCUUGACUUCAGUGCCUUAGAAAAUACUUCCGAGUGCGGACGGGCACAUUUUGUGCAGCCCUACGUAGGGGUCCUUCUUGUUCUUCAGCUCAUUCUGCCUUUCUUCCACCACUGACACGUGCCGCCGUUCACUUCCAUGUCGACUCAAGGUCAGGUACCCAAAGCAAGUUUGUAGAUCAGCUCUUUGGGGUUGUUUUGUUUUGAGGGGGGUUUGGCUUGAUGUUCAGAAGAAAUGCUCCUUUAAUGAGGCAACCAACAAGCACUCAACUGGAACACUCUUCACUUUGGGGCCAAAAUGAGGUGAUGUGGAGCUCUUUAUUAUCUCUUUCUUUCCGGAACCUUACAGCAUAAUAAUACCAGACGUGAAUUGAUGCUCUAUGUGCCCUGGUGGUAUAAAGUAUUCACACUUCAAUUCAAUCAAUGCGGAUAAGUGCUCACGAGUUCUGAUAUCUUGAUGGACGGAAGAUUUUACAUGAAUGAAAACAGAUAAACAUCCACAACAUACACUAAGGCUUUAUAGCUCAAUUCCGGCAAACAGCACUUUUCCUAUUUUGCUCUUUAUAAGAUAAAAAAAGACAGCCUUGACUUCACAUUCAAGUUUUUUAAAAUGUUACAAUCCAGUUUGAUUUAUGGGAUUGCAGGGAUUGGUUGACUGAUGAACUGAAGUGUUUCGUAAAGAACCUGUACCCAAAUCAAUCUAUAACAAAUUCCAAUUUGUUAACAAUUCCAAAUGUUUCCAUCAUGAAUGCAUAAUGUUAUUCCACACUAGUGAAAUGACGCAUUCGUGUUUGUUUCUUGUAUGGGGAGUGUAGCUUCUCGGCAUCUUUCUGUGUUCUCAGCAUGUUCCUGUACAAAACCAUGCUGCAGGAGAACGCUGCUGUGUCUUUUUCCUCUGUACGCAUGAUUUUUCCGCCUCGCAGUGCCUUGCGGCACUCGCUUUGGGUGUUACAUUGACGUUCAUCCUGCAUCCCGCAGGCCAUGCGAAGGACUCGUGGAGGUUGCCGUGGACAAACGACACUUGAUUGCUCCUCAAGUACAAACGAGACUUUCCAUUCAAGAGCACAGAACAAGCAUGUGGGCACCUGAUGGGAAAAUGUUUGUUGAGACGUGACCCUGUGGUUGGGCCUCCAAUCAAAGCACAGGUUUUGUCGCUUUUCGUACAUUUCUACCACGUCGCGCACAAUUUCUCCAGUUUCCCGCCUUUUCUGCCACGAAUGACUGAAACAAGUGAAUGUUUAGGAUGUUUAUGUACGCGCCGUUCGCCUACUCUUGUGCAUCUUUACUGUCCCUCAGCAUGGUCGGGAGAGGUUUGCCGGAAACAUUGCUUUAAAAAAAAGAACUAAAAACUGCUUUUACCCCCUCGGCUUUGAACUUAGGUCUUAAAACAACACUGCUGUAUAUUGAGCAAAAGUGUUGAUAAGCCACAAAGUAUUAAAGUCAGUGUUGUAGUUUUGUUUUCAAGGACCACUAUUUAUUUGCAUGAUGUUUUGGAACACUUGAAACACGUUUUGUGUACAUAGUUGACUGGAUAUGAAACAUUCCCUUUGGGUACAUCUUGUGGAAAUGAAUGAGGAACAAAGUUUGACUUCAGUGAAGCCAAUAACGCACUUAUGUAUUUAUUUCUUUAUGCUGGGAGGUUGAAGCACAAAAGGUGCAGCUGGUAAACAAACUGCCUGAUUACAUGUCAUUUAUUUAGGAAAAAAGUAAAAAAUAAUCAAAUAAAAGAAUGCAGGGGCAUGUAAAGGAUCUUAAGGAAUUUCCUGAUGAAAUUAAUGUAUUUGUUGCUUAUCUAAUUUAUAAUAUGUAUUUAUUUUAUCUAUGUAUUUAUUUGUAUAUUUGUUUAAGGCAGAAAUGUAUUGAAUGUUACAACACUUACGCGGGCACAACAAGCAAUUCACAAAAAGAUCCAGAGUUAAAAUUACAAUAUAUUGUCUGUUUGUCUUUGUCUAUGAAAGAAUGUUUCAAUGUUUUUUGCACUAACUUUGCUCUUCAUUUGGCUUCCAUUGUCGUCGACGGGGGAUAGUUGUUCCGCUCUUUGUGCCAGCCUCCCAUCAUGCCACCUCAUUUUUGUAUGCAAAGCAAUCUUCAGAAUACAACAAGCUUAACUUUGUAAACAUUUUGUCAGUCACAUUACAAAUUGAUAUUUCAAUGUUUAUAUCUUUGGUGAUUAAAUGCUGUUGAUAUUUUCCA
This is a messenger RNA of Phyllopteryx taeniolatus (common seadragon), 5701 nucleotides long. RefSeq names its product voltage-dependent calcium channel subunit alpha-2/delta-2-like. NCBI's taxonomy places the organism in Eukaryota, Metazoa, Chordata, Actinopteri, Syngnathiformes, Syngnathidae. The transcript is spliced from 38 exons. Gene Ontology annotation, cellular component: voltage-gated calcium channel complex. The record is from RefSeq and is a predicted model, not a curated record. Bases 333 to 3626 code for a protein of 1097 amino acids. Gene Ontology annotation, molecular function: voltage-gated calcium channel activity.